Messenger RNA from Drosophila serrata, 1469 nucleotides. It is a transcript of the gene PGRP-LE, whose product is annotated as Peptidoglycan recognition protein LE. The record is from RefSeq and is a predicted model, not a curated record. NCBI's taxonomy places the organism in Eukaryota, Metazoa, Arthropoda, Insecta, Diptera, Drosophilidae. Gene Ontology annotation, biological process: peptidoglycan catabolic process. Gene Ontology annotation, molecular function: N-acetylmuramoyl-L-alanine amidase activity; zinc ion binding.
UAAUAGUAUCGCAAAACAGUGAACUUGUCGAGCUUAAUAUAAUAAAUAUUAUUGUAUACAAUUGUAACAAGGCAAGGGCCCAAUACCUAUGCAACAAUAUCUACAGUCUCCUAGCAUAUAAUGGUGGACAGGUUCUCCAGCUUUGGCUUGUCCUUAUCUUAUCGCGCAAGGUGGACGCGACAUGGGACUGCUGUCGAAACUUAUCAAUAUAAAAAUAGUGAAGCAGUAUUAUAUUGCUAACUCAUAGUAUUGAUAAACAAAAUAAAGCCACACGCGUAUAAUUAACAAAGAGGGCCCAAACUGCAGCCAUGUCCAACAUGCCAACGUCCACAUCCACAUCAAAGCUUAGUCAGGAGCGGACCCGGGAGUGGUUGGCGUCACAGGCGACGACGUCGGUGGACGAUGAAGAGCUGGAAUCCAUUGCAGAAUCAUCGGUAGUCGACAGCCUGGACUAUGAGUACUCGGAGUACACCCAAGAUCCGGAGGAUGAUGACGAUAACAACAACAGUCUCGAGGAAAUCAGCACCAUUACGCUGGGCACUCAACUCCCGGCUAACAAACGCUCCGUCAUCAGCGAAACAUUACGGGACUUGAUGAACAGCAUCAACAGUAUCCAGACUUUGGGCAACGUUAACAUCAGCAAUUCUACAAACGUACAUAUCGGCAAUGUGACCAAUAUUAAUGGCAAUAUACAGAUCAUAGCAGAUACCUUAAGAAGGCCGCGUAAAGAUGCUCGAAGGGUGUCCCUAUCCGAUGACCAGGACGAGGCCGAGGAGAAAGUGCGUUCGGAUGUGUUUAUAAGUAGCCAAAAAUUCAAAAUACCUAAAGAGCUGUUCUCGAUAGUUCCCCGGCACUCCUGGCUGGCGCAAAAUCCCAUGGAAGAGCCACAAAAUCUACAGCUACCCGUUAAAUAUGUGGUCAUAUUACACACGGCCACAGAGAGCUCAGAGAAACGUGCAAUUAAUGUCCGUCUUAUUCGUGAUAUGCAGUGCUUCCAUAUUGAAUCGAGGGGAUGGAACGAUAUUGCUUACAAUUUCUUGAUUGGCUGUGACGGCAACAUCUAUGAGGGCCGCGGCUGGCACACGGUCGGAGCCCAUACUCUUGGCUACAACAAGCUUUCACUGGGCAUCAGUUUCAUCGGUUGUUUCAUGCGUGAAUUGCCCACGGCAGAUGCCCUGAAUAUGUGUCGCAAUCUGUUGGCUCGAGGCGUGCAGGAGGGCCACAUUGCACCCGAUUACAGACUUAUUUGCCACUGCCAGUGCAAUUCGACGGAGAGUCCGGGCAAGCGGCUGUACGAGGAGAUACAGAAGUGGCCGCAUUUUUACAAUAUCGAAAAGGAGGAGCAGUGAGGAUAAGUAUCAACAUAUGUGAAUGCAUUAGACUUCAGUCUUGGGUUCGGAUAAUAACAUUUUUAUUAUUUUUUUGAUUUUUAAUACAUUUUAGAAAUAAACCCAACGUUUUGUUUGAAA